Ilex paraguariensis (yerba mate) is the source of this 291-nucleotide messenger RNA. The record is from the annotation of a GenBank genome assembly. Lineage: Eukaryota; Viridiplantae; Streptophyta; Magnoliopsida; Aquifoliales; Aquifoliaceae.
AUGAGGGAGGAGAAGGAAAAGGAUGAGAAGAAGGAGCAAGAGGAAAAUCGAUUGGAAAAAGAAGGGAAGAGGAAUAGAUUGAGGAAGGAGGAUUGGCAAGAGGAGAAGGAGAGGGAGAAGGAAGAAAAGCAAGAGGAAAAGUUAGAGAGAAGAGAAGUCACUCGAAAGAUCAAGACUCGUCAAUUUGCUCAGAGUGGGUUUGUCACUGGGUGCUUGCCGGUGGAGACUGGUUUGGUGUUGCUUGUUGAUGGCCGGGUGGUUUUGUCGUGUUGCUUGUUUGGCGGAGGCUAG